AUGCCGCGCGUUUUCGACGGUGAAAGUAAAACGGAAGAAGAACGCGAUGAGAAUUUGGACGAGAGAGUUUUAACAGAAUCUGACGCGGAUUGUUUCGUAAACAGGAAUCGAAGACAGAUGCUGUUGGCAUCAUCGACCGCAGCUGCCUUUUCUGCUACGAACAACAUCGCAGCUUUCGCCAAGUCAUCGGAGUGGGCGAGUUUAAACGACGGCAGCGCGCCUGGUUUAGCGUCUCCCCCUCCGUCGAAUGCAGACCCAAUCAUAAAGAAAACAGAGCGACUGGGUUUGAAAUACGAGUUAUUAGCGUCUGGAAGCGGGGAGGAGGAAGUAGAAAGAAACGACGUCGUCGACGUGGAUUACGUCAUGCGACGCGCGAAUGGGUAUUUCAUUUACUCCAACGCGGAUUGCGGCAUCGGAUGUGGAAACGGCGACCCGGAACGGUGGGCCAUCGCGGACGGGUUCGUCGAUACUAUUCCGGAAAUGGUAGUUGGGAUGAAAAAAGGCGAAGUGCGGAAGUUUUUAGUGAAACCAGAGUUUGGGUACGCGAGCGCGCCGAAAAUUUUAAAACCGCAACCGCCUGAGUUUGGGCAAAGACGACAGAUUGAAGCGCAUUGCACCGAACCGCUUUUGUUUGAAGUUCGCGUAGUUAAAAUUCGCAAGGCGGCGCGGUGA
Molecule: messenger RNA, 672 nt
Organism: Bathycoccus prasinos
Lineage: Eukaryota; Viridiplantae; Chlorophyta; Mamiellophyceae; Mamiellales; Bathycoccaceae
Exons: 1
Coding region: 1-672 (223 amino acids)
Molecular function (GO): peptidyl-prolyl cis-trans isomerase activity
Source: RefSeq, a predicted model, not a curated record